AUGGCGGUGAAGGUAGCCAAGAAACGCGCUCCGAUUCGGAAGCGAGCCAGCGGCGCGGGGAUCGCGGGCGAUGGACUUAGCAGCGCGUUUGGCGAAAGCAGCACCACUCGGCUGCUGCUGUUGAUAGGAGGCGCCGCGUUUCUAGUGUGGAUUCUGAACCACAGGUCGUUUCUCAGAUCGUCUUCAUACCCGUCUGAAGAGUCGGUCCUUCACAGUCACAGAAGAAGAGGGGGGUCACGGGGGGCGGACCCGUGGGGUUCAGAUGACGGGAGAAUGCUUCAGAGCCGUGACUAUAACGGGAGAGGAGGGGCGUACGGUGGUAGAGGUGGCUACUAUGAAGGAUCAACAGUAGGGAAUUCGGUAGAUCAACGAUCAGGAGGUGCUGUAGCUGGGGGGUUUGGGGCAGCCGGAAUGGGAGGGGCUGGGGAGAUUGGGGGAGGGGAAAUGGGGGCAGGUGGCAAUCCCAGGUUACACCACGUGGACUCGCCAGGAGCGACAGCUGGCACGUUGGCACGGGGAGGAGAGGAUCGCUCGGAUGGAGAGCGGUUGGGGUUGGGCGGAAGGGGGGAAGGGGGCGGAAGGGGGGAAGGGGGUUCGGCAGCCCGGUGGGCACCAAUCAACGGCAGCUUCGUCCUCUCCUGGAUCCCUCCUUCCAAGGCUCGGCUCCAGACCAACAUCUCCCAACCGGAGCUCUACCCGGUCCUCUUAGACGUGAUUCGUUACAACGAAGAGGCGCAACUCACCGCCGCUAAAGCGGGUCUGGAGCCUCCCAAGGCGUCCAGAGGGCCGGCUUGCCCGGUGUUUGAGUUUGGGUUCGAGCGGUUCCCUGGGAUUGGGUCGUGCUGGGAGGCAGGGAUCGCGGAUGAGAAGCGGGCGGCCACGCGGCCUCCUGUGAACUGCAAGGGCGUGGACCCGACGUGUAUCCAGAAGAAUGAUUUGCUGCCGCAUAACAAGUGGUCCGCUCAGGUCCUAGUUCUGCGCAACGUGUACAUAAACGUGGUGGGCCAGGUGUUCAACUCCACCCAUCUCUUCGACCACAACGCGUGUGCGGGCAGUCCCAACAUCACCGUGACGCUGCCCUUCCGCUACACCGCCAACCGCACACGCGUCACCCACUUCAAAGAGCUCGUCUCCCUCGUCGACUGGUUCGCCUGGUCCACGCGCGCCAUGCUGCUCGACCUCAUACCGCUCUUCAUCUCUCUGCACCGCAUUCUGCCGGCUAUGAGGGGCGUACCAGUGGCGGUGGGGCACAGGCGGCCGCAUGUGAGGAACGGAUUGGAGCAGCUGUGCUCGCUGGGGGCGGUGGACGUGCUGGGCGUGCAGGUGGACAAAAUGAACGUGCACGUGGUGAAGUCGAAAGACCUGUUCUUUGCAGAGAAACUUGUCAUUCCACUGCACCAGCGGUGUGGGGAGCCCAGCCGCUCGCUUUGGCACUAUCUGCGAAUGAGACACCUGCUGCCGCCCGGGGGGCUGCCCAUCUUUAAUGCUGACGCAGGAUCUGAGGAUGAGGUGUGUUUUGAGUCGACUCAAAACAGGUGUGGUUUUGGGGUGACCAUGGUGGUGGAGUUGGGCGGGGUGAAGGUUUCAGAUUCAGGAUAUGAGGAUGAGGGGUGUUUGGCCUGUAAGGUUCAAGGGACCUGCCACCCCAGCCAACACACCAUGCGCCUAUGCUACCGGGAAGGCUCCAUCUCCCCCCCCCCUCAACCACGUGCUCUUCCCCGCCCCUCUCCUCUCCCCACCAGACUGGACGUCCAGGUUCAAGGGACCUGCCACCCCAGCCAACACACCAUGCGCCUAUGCUACCGGGAAGGCUCCAUCUCCCCCCCCCUCAACCACGUGCUCUUCCCCGCCCCUCUCCUCUCCCCACCAGACUGGACGUCCAGGUUCAAGGGACCUGCCAGUGCCACCCCGGCCUACACACCACGCGCAUACGCGCCCGGCAGCAACUGGGUGGUGCUGCUGGGGUGGAAGGAGCAGCGCGCAUCCCUCCUGCAGAGCCUCAAGCUACACGAGCACCUCACCCGCCUCUUCCCCCCCGAGCGAGUCGUCAUCUACCGGGAAGGCUCCAUCUCCCUCCCCCGCCGAAAAGACCUGCUCAACCGCGCGCUCCUCAUGGUAUCAGUGCACGAUAAUAUCCUCGCCGAUAUUGUCUUCAUGCCGCCCGGAUCCGCCGUGCUGGAGAUUCGCCCCGUGGAGAAUCCGGAUGUGAUUUUCCACCAGCUGGCGGAUAUCUGCGAGAUUGAGUAUUAUUUGGCGUUUUGUGAGGGGGGGAAGGCGGUGGGGAGUGCGGCGGGCGGGUGGGCAGGGAAGCCCGUGGAAGGGAAUUUGGGCGCCAAGGACCCCAAGGGGGUGCAGAAAAUGUUGACGGAUAUUUCCAGGAAGGUGUUUGCUCGAGCAAAUGCAAUGAGACGGAAAGGAGGGUAG
Closterium sp. Naga37s-1 is the source of this 2424-nucleotide messenger RNA. The record is from the annotation of a GenBank genome assembly. NCBI's taxonomy places the organism in Eukaryota, Viridiplantae, Streptophyta, Zygnematophyceae, Desmidiales, Closteriaceae.